Aspergillus thermomutatus is the source of this 2238-nucleotide messenger RNA. RefSeq lists its product as uncharacterized. Lineage: Eukaryota; Fungi; Ascomycota; Eurotiomycetes; Eurotiales; Aspergillaceae. The transcript is spliced from 10 exons. The record is from RefSeq and is a predicted model, not a curated record. The coding region runs from base 1 to 2238 and encodes 745 amino acids.
AUGAAGAUAGAGAAGUUUUUCUCUACCCAAGCUGCCCGAUUCCUCGAGUUUUUCUGGAAACCAGGCACGGAUAACGUCCAAGGCAUCAGCCAACCACUGGCCCAGGAAACGGUCAAGGGAACACUCCAAGAAUUGAAAGAUAUUUACCCUGAGCUAAGAGAAGCAGCCAAGGCUGAAGUGAAGUAUAGAUUUUACCGUUCGUGGGGCGUGUGCUUUGCCAACAUAAGCAUGGUGUUGCGGUCCCGGCCCCCGGCCCUGCACCCGCCAUCGCGGUCGUUGUGCCGCCCCGCAACUGCGCCCGGCCCAAACAAGGAGAGGUUCUUCAUCCGGGUCACCGAGAUCAUUAGAACCUUCUUCUCUAUUGUCACAGAGGCGGGUGACAUCCCCGAGUCCGCCACCUUGUUCAGAGCCCUGCAACAAUACGAUCAAGAUGAGCUAUCGCAGAUCGUGACUUCUCUCUUUCCUGAACAAGUUCAAGUUCUCCUUGGUGGGACAGAACCCAAGACCGCGCGGCAGGGGGCAAAUGUUGACAACAUUUGGUCCACUCCGGCGGCAGUGGGAAACAUCAUCACCGGGCCACCUCUGCCUCUGGUGAGCACUCCGGCACUUAGAGAACGGUUUCCUGACAUAGGGAUCUUCUCUAAUGCGCCCUUCACCAAUUCAGCAGGCGUAGCUUGGAUAAUUCUAGACCCGAAGAAGAUACCCCUAGACAAAGUCAAGAUCCUUGGAUCUGAUGAUAUGGGAAUCUAUGCCCCAAACCAAGAGACCCCUCAGGUCGAAUUUUGCAACCAGGUGGCUGACCACCUGGAGUCUGGGUGGGGAAGGAAGAUCCAAAUCAUGUUAGGCGACUUCAACGCAGUUGAGUCAGCACUGGACAGGAACCCACCUAGGAUUGAAGACCAAAGGGUGCGGGAGGCCCUAAAGAGGACGGCAGCCCCGUACUACGAACUUUAUGAUGCAAAUCUGAUCACAAGCAACGUCCAGCAGGUCGACAAAUACCGCAACUGGCCGUUUGAUUUCGGCCCACGAGGAGAGAUUAGGCCAGGGAGGACUCCACCUCCUCCGAUCAAAGCACCAACAGACGAAGACUGUCUUUGGGCGGUGGAUGUGUAUGCAAGCGAUGAUUUUGACACAGAGAUGUUCAUGGCUUUGCGCUCUAACCGGCGUGAAGUAAACAAUCCAGAUUCUGACGGAGUAUUCCUGGUUAGAAUGCUUGAGGUCUUUGAGGGCAAGCCUCUUGCGGAGCAGAAAAAACUUCUCACAAAUUCUCACCUGAAAGAAUGCAUUCUGAGUUCAAGAAACGUUUUCAACGGUGCAUAUCAAAAGGGGCUCAAAGCUGUACUACCCCAUCUUUGGGGAAUAUUACGUUCUUUGUGGAACACCAUGCGCGCCUAUCAAACAGUGGUGCUUCCCUUCUUCCAAGAGGAAAUUGAUCGCCUGAAAAUGGCAAAGGAAUUCCACCUUAAACAGAUUGACAUACAUAUACAAGCAAGGGACCAAAGAUGGGAGAUAGCCUUGCUUUCGGAAGUCUGCGACAAGGAAACAAAGCGAACUGGGAGGCCGCGGAAGCUCGAUGUCCUCAUCAGUACCUCUUCAGUUGCCUGGAAGACACCGCAUCAGCAAUCACCACUCCCAGCAGCGCAGUCUACGAUUCUGGAGUCAUCGGAUAUCACAUCCGGACUGCCAGACAAUUACAUUACUCAUCCCUUCACCAGCCUUAAAAGACUCAAAAUCGACGCGCAGAGAGUCCUCGAGCGACUAAACCAGAACAGCGAUGCCGGUAAUCAGUAUAACCUUGUGCUCAAUCUCCCACGGGCAAUCCGAACUCAACUGGGUGGGGAUAAGAAUGCCUUGGAGGGAAUUACUUUUCGGUUGAUGUUCGAAGCGACCACUGCCCUGAUCAAGAUUGUCCCAAGAGAUGUCUACUGCGUCUACUUGUCGCAACUGUGGGGCCACAUUCCCCUACUGGUCCUUGUCUACCUCGUGGUUGACAAGCCGGAUCAAGAUGGGGACGAAGACUACGAGCUUAAAGGGAUGAUCAAAUACCAUGCGGGUGCAACAUAUCAGUGCCUUCUUGCACAGGUUGGGCCAGCCUGCCGGUCGACCUGGGGCCAAGUCCCGACUCAUAUUACUUGGACCGAGGCUAUUAUAGGCAAUAAUCAAUGGGCUGUCAACAUGGAUGAACUGGUGUCUAUCCCCAGCGAAGGGCUUGCACCUCAACAUGGUGCUGGGGUCUAG